Molecule: messenger RNA, 1866 nt
Organism: Laccaria bicolor S238N-H82
Lineage: Eukaryota; Fungi; Basidiomycota; Agaricomycetes; Agaricales; Hydnangiaceae
Exons: 27
Coding region: 1-1431 (476 amino acids)
Source: RefSeq, a predicted model, not a curated record
AUGGCUAAUCGCAAGUCUAAGUCCGGUGGACAAUCGCAAGGACCCAAGCAAGCCGCAGGAGGAGGGGCAUCUCAGUCCCCUAACCCCCAAGCUACCAAUAAGCCUCGAUCUGUAGCUGCAGCCCAUCGUACAGCUGCUGCACCUAGACCCCCACAACCACAACCACAAGCCAACGCACCCCGUCUAUCAAAUGGGACUAAACAUCAAAAUCCUGAUAACGGGGCUCCCAAAUCUCAAGGCGCCAACGGUUCGAACUUUGUCAGAGUAUCUCUAUCAUCAGCCGAAGCAACCUCUGGACACAGGGCAUCCCAAGAUCGAUCUGUAAAUCAGGGUACGCCUAAACGUAAUGAAAGUGGGCUGAACAAUGGCCCUCAGAAAGUCCAAAGGCCUUCUCCUCAACCCAACAUUUCUUCGAAAAACGCAGCACCGAAGCCGAAACAUUCUCAGGCCUUCUUUGGAGGUCAGUCUUCGGCCUCCAACUCAGCGCCUAAAUGGAGCAACCAUAUCCGGGAACAAGGUGUUCCAAGACCCAUCGCCGAGGUCGUCGCAGCAAAACAGAGUGGCCAUACCCAACCUCGUGCUCAAACAGCACAGAACCAUACUCCGACCCCCCGAAAGGAUCCUACUUUCUUUUCAGCAUCGCCAGCCCAUCAACAGCAAUCAGGAAAAAAUACUGCCAGUAACACUUUCCCGAAGGUCCAGGUGGCAACAACGCAAGCUCAACGCCCUUCGCGUGGUGGUCAAUCGUCUGCACCAUUAGUUCAAGAUUCUGGGAAGCCGUCGCUUAAGUCUCAGCAACAACACAAGGGCCACACCCCUCCAAAGCCCUCGACGAACGAGGGAAAGCCGCCUAUGGGAAGUGCGUUGUCGACCGUAUUUUCACUUUUUUCUACUGGAUCGGAAGCUCCGGGGAAUCCGUCCCCUAAGUCUCAGCAUGCGCAACAAGGCAGAGCACCUCCGCACUCACGUCUAGCCCAGGAAACGUCCAGUAAAGGCAAGUGUUUCGGUGUUAUGAUUGCAAUUUUUGAGUCGGCUGAUAACACCCCGGCCGAGACCCCGACGAACGACCAGGGCAAGGGACAACCGCCUACUGAAUGGGUGUUGCCAAAAGUCUUGUCAUCGUUUUUCUCUACUGAAUCAAAAGCUCCAGGGAACCCGUCGCUUAAGUCUCAGCAUGCGCAGCAACACAGAGCGCCCCCACACCCGCGCCCCGUGCAGGAGAUACCCAAUGAAGGCCACAAAGACACCCCUGCAAAGUCCCUCAAAAAUAACGAGCGCCAGGGACAUCCGCCUGCUGAAAGCAUGCCGCCAAAAGUAUUAUCAUCGAUCUUCUCUACUGAAUCGAAAGGUUCUGGGAAUCGGCAUCGCACAAGCCCCAGCAAGCGCAGCAACACAGAGCGCCCCCGCACUCGCGCCUCGUGCAGGAGAUAGCCAAUAAAGAUCACAAGAACACCCCUCUGAGGCCCCCAAUGAAUGACCGGCCACAGGGGCAGUUCCCUACCGAGAGCGUGCUGCCGACACCGAAAGUGUCGCCAUCAAAUCAUUUUGCUGGAUCAAACGGUACUGGGAACCAAUUGGUUAACUUCGUGAUUCCUCCUGGAUCGACGCACAACUCUGCAACUGUUGGUAGUGGGUCUGUCCACCCUCGAGCUGCGAAGAAGCAAGGACCAAAUGUUGUGAAACCCGCGUUGAGUCAUGCCGCAGAUUGCUCUCCAAUGUUGAGCAAGCCUCAGGCAGCUGCUGUGCACCGGCUAAAACAAUUUCAAGUUCGAUCGAGCUCUAGCAAGCAUUAUCUCAGCAUGAUCCUAAAAAGAAAGCUGCUGUUCGCAAAGACUUACUACGUCAACGUACCCCCACUCUGAGGUG